Messenger RNA from Pelodiscus sinensis (Chinese soft-shelled turtle), 2300 nucleotides. NCBI's taxonomy places the organism in Eukaryota, Metazoa, Chordata, Testudines, Trionychidae. The record is from RefSeq and is a predicted model, not a curated record.
UCCUGGGGUGCGGGCGACCAGGAGUCUGUUGUGUACUUGUGAUUUGAAUUGUCCCUCUCUGCAAUGCAAAUUUCUUAUUUCCUUUCUCUCUCUUCCAGUGGUUCUUUAACACCUGAAGAUUGAUCUCUGGAGCAUUGAACUCCGGGUUCCGGGUUCCGGUGACAUGGCAGAGUAUGGAAUCUCAGCUGGCCAGCGGGUGGCCGUGGUGUGGGAUCGCUCCUCCCCUGUUGAAGGACUGAAGAAUCUGGUGGAUAAGAUUCAAGCAUUGGUGGGACCUGGGAGCCGUGUAUGCGUGGAAAAUAUUGACCAACUGUCCCAUUCAGCUCAUACGGAGUCCAGCUUCGAUGUGGUUCUGUCAGGCCUGGUACCAGGCAGUGUGACGUUGCACAGUGCAGAGGUACUGGCAGAAAUAGCUCGAAUACUCAAGCCAGGGGGUCGUGUCCUUCUGAAAGAACCAGUGGCUAUGCAAACAGGUGACAACAGCCGGAUCAAGACCGCAGCCAGACUCCCCACAGCUCUGACACUCUCUGGGCUGGUGGACGUGAAGGAGCUGCAGAAGCAGCCGUUAAGCCCUGAGGAGGCCCACUCAGCCCAAGAGCAUCUGGGUUACCAAGGCAAUGACCUUGUGUCUGUUCAAAUGGAAGGCAAGAAACCCAGCUUUGAAGUGGGCUCCUCACAUCAGCUCAAACUUUCCUUUGCUAAGAAGUCUGCUCCAUCAGGCAAACCUGCUGUGGACCCCACUGCUGCAAAACUCUGGACGCUCUCUGCCAAUGAUAUGGAUGAUGAGGGAAUGGAUCUCCUGGACUCAGAUGAGCUGCUAGACUCUGAGGAUCUGAGGAAGCCAGAUCCAUCUUCCCUCAGAGCUCCAUCCUGUAAGGAAGCGGGUAAAAAGAGAGCCUGCAAAAACUGCACGUGUGGUCUCGCAGAGGAGCUGGCUCAGGAGAAGAAGGAGAGCUUGCAGCCCAAAUCUGCUUGUGGAAAUUGUUACCUGGGUGAUGCAUUCCGCUGUGCCAGCUGCCCCUACAUGGGGAUGCCAGCCUUUAAACCUGGAGAGAAGAUACUCCUGGCGGAGAGCAAUCUUCAUGAUGCCUAAGAGGGGACGUUACGGAGACCCCACUGAAGCACAGCAGUUCCAUAGCUCACUGGCUUCAGUGCUUACGUGCCCCAUCUCCUUAAAUUCUCUCUCCAGGAAAUAUUUCCAUAUGGGAAGGGGAGGAGGAGUGGGGUGGAGGAGGAGUGGGGUGGGGUGGGCUGGGAUAUUGAGGGUCCAUUGUGCUGCUGUGAACUAAAAAUGUGAGUUCAUCAGACUUGAUUAACUUUUGGGUAACUGAUAAUCUUCCGUGAGGAUUGGUCUCCUAUCAUGUACAUAGUACAGACUCUGCUAGUGCUAGGGUUUUCAAAUGUAUGUGGCUAUAUGCUGGCAGGUCCUGGCUGUCAUAGCACAUGCUAGUGGGAAUGUGAGAGUUUGCUUAGUCAUUUCUCAAGUCUCUUGAGGCGACACUUCUCUCCUGCUCUCUUCUGGAGGCUUGAAUCGAGAGCGGGUUUGUCAGCCCAUACCAUGUACACCAAGGCCUCCAUUGGAACUCUUCACAAAGAGAAUCCAAUGAAAAUCCCUUGCAGAGUUGAGCAAACACGAUAGGUUUCCAAGUGUCUCGGAAAGCUGCUAGUGGUAAAACUUGCUCUCUUCCCCUGCCCCCUUCCCUGUUCCCUCUGCUUCCAGGAAAAGGGGGAAAAAGUUUUGUUCAAGCAGCUUGAAACUAUAUGUCAUCUCUUCUUUGCCUCCCCUUCUUCCAUCCAAUAUGCUUUGGAAACGUAAGGGUUAAUCCUAGUGAAUAUCUUAGUCUAGCUAAAGAGAGGAGAGUUAGCUAUAAUUAAGGCUUAGCAAUAACUAUUGAAUUAUGCUAAUGUUGGGGUGCUAUGUGCCACCACCUCCUUCCCCUACCCCCUGAAAGAAUGACCUUUGACAAGUGCUUGAGUAUUUAUUUAUCUGCCCAGUGUUACAGUGGAAAAUGUUUUCAGGGUUGUGACUGACCUCCCCUCCCUGCAGCUUCCGAACCUUUCCUGAAAAGUUUCCUGUUCACCAGGUUUAUUUCCCUUGGUUUCCCACCUCACAGUCCGUUUCAACACUUUCAUGUAUAAAAAUGGAAUCAUCCUAUUUAGAGCCACCUUGGUAUGGAAUUCAGCUUCCCAUUUGUCAUCACCCUGCACUGACGUGAAAUAAGCUCAUGUAGUGGGUUAGGGUUAAGGGAUCUUCUGGUUUUAAAGGCUGGGACCAGUAAUAAAGCUUUUGUUCAAAAUUA